Molecule: messenger RNA, 3088 nt
Organism: Girardinichthys multiradiatus
Lineage: Eukaryota; Metazoa; Chordata; Actinopteri; Cyprinodontiformes; Goodeidae
Gene: pacsin2
Product: protein kinase C and casein kinase substrate in neurons 2
Exons: 13
Coding region: 250-1767 (505 amino acids)
Biological process (GO): plasma membrane tubulation; regulation of endocytosis; cytoskeleton organization
Cellular component (GO): cytoplasm; plasma membrane; endosome
Molecular function (GO): phospholipid binding; protein binding
Source: RefSeq, a predicted model, not a curated record
AGAUUUCUGUACUUAUUUUGAAAAGUCGUACCGGAUAUGGAAUCCCUCGCUACGGGUAACUAACUAACUUGACUCGCUGUAGUCAGUCAGUUGAGUCGCGGUGCCGCUGCUGGGCAUAUUAGCAGUGAAAAGAUUUGUAAACUGGAGCCUGCCUAACAAACCGCUUUUUUUAGGGUUAAACCCCAAGAGUAAAGAACUGCAAAACCUACUCAAGGACUUGUGCACUGACUGUAAUCUUAGGCAGCAGCGAUGUCGGGCGCCUACGAUGACUCCAUGAUUGAUGUCUCCAGUGAUAGCUUCUGGGAGGUUGGCAACUACAAACGCACAGUAAAGCGGGUAGAUGAUGGCAACCGGGUGUGUAAUGACCUCAUGAGCUGUAUCCAUGAACGUGCUCGUAUUGAAAAGGCCUACGCUCUGCAGCUCACAGAAUGGGGAAAGCGCUGGCGGCAACUUAUAGAGAAGGGCCCCCAGUAUGGCACGUUGGAGAGAGCAUGGACCGCCCUGUGCACCGAGGCAGAGAAGGUCAGCGAGCUCCACAUGGAGGUGAAAGCGGGAUUAAUGAGCGAAGACUAUGAGAAGCUGAAGAACUGGCAGAAGGACGCAUAUCACAAACAGAUGAUCGGUGGCUACAAAGAAACAAAGGAGACUGAAGACGGUUUCCGCAAGGCUCAGAAACCGUGGGCCAAGAAACUGAAAGAGGUAGAGACAAUGAAGAAAUUGUACCACUCAGCCUGCAAAGAAGAAAAGCUGGCAGCCAGCAGGGAAACCAGCAGCAAACUGGAGAGCAACAACAAUCCAGAUACCCAGAAGAAACUCCAGGAAAAAGUGGACAAAUGUCAGCAGGAGGUUCAGAAGACCAAAGAACGCUAUGAGAAAUCCCUGGAAGAGCUCAAAAAAUUGAACCCUCAGUAUAUGGAAAACAUGGAGCAGGUGUUUGAUCAAUCGCAGCAAUUUGAAGACAAACGGAUUUGCUUCUUUAAAGAGCUGCUUCUGGAGGUUAAGAAGCACUUGGACCUCUCUACCAACUCCAGAUUCCAGACAAUUUACCAGACACUUGAGGACACCAUCUCUGGUACUGAUGCUGAGGACGACCUGAAAUGGUUCCGAUCCAAUCACGGGCCUGGCAUGCCAAUGAACUGGCCACAGUUUGAGAAUAUGGACUGUGAACAACCUGGCUCCUUUAAGAGAAGGUCCAUUGUAGACUGGUCCGUAGAUCUGAACCGAACUCUCAGCAGGCGAGAGAAGAAGAAACCAUCUGAGGGUGUUACACUGACAGCCAUCAGUCAGACUGGGUCGGACCAGCCUGUUCAGCCUGCCAAGUCCAGCAGCAGCCUGACUGUGCCCACUAAAACAGAACCAGUGGGUACAAAUCCAUUUGAAGAAGAUGAGGAGGAAGAGGAAGAGGAGGAGAUGGCUGAGGAAGAGCAGACCACAGUCAACCACAUCACUGUGAAUAAAGAGAAAAUAAAAACUGCCAACAGCACCGAGAAGACUCCAGACUGGUCAGAUGAGGACACAGCCGGGAACCCUUUUUCCGCCAACGGUGAUGGCAAUCCUUUUGAGGAAGAACCCGAGUCUCUGGUCAUUUCUGUACCCGUCAAAGCCCUCUACGAUUAUGAAGGACAAGAGCAGGACGAGCUGAGCUUCAAAGCAGGUGAUGAAUUUACAAAAAUUGGAGAAGAGGAUGAUCAAGGCUGGUGCAAAGGCCGACUCAAGGAUGGGAAAAUGGGUCUCUAUCCUGCCAAUUAUGUGGAAGACCUCCAGUAAAGAGCUUUGCCAUAUGCAACAAAUGUGAAGAAAGAAUGGCUUUGGUGUUACCACGUGUCGAAAGAAGAGGCUGACCACGUUACCAGAUGGGACCAGGCUGAUCGUGGAGAACAGCUGCUAUCAGUCUAAGAUGUUACAAAAAAUCACAUUAAUGCUGUUACAAAAGAGCUAUUCAAAUCUGUAUUAGAUGGGAUUCAAUGAAAUGUGUGUUAAUAGAUGUGUAAAUAUGAAUAUAUAUAUAUAUAUAUUGUUAAAACAAAACACUGGGAUGACAACCUGCCUUGUGACGUCAAAUGCAGCCUUAAUAUUUAAACCUUUUUUAAUUCAUUAAGGGGGACUUUUAGUUCAUAUUGAUAAUAGAAUCCAGUCCAUGAAUAUAUCAUAAAUUUCUCUACAUAAUAUCGACCCCUAUGUCUAUCCUUUUUAAAUUUGCUCUUACAUUUUGUUUGUUUUGCUUAUUAUAAGAAAAUAUUUUGAGCUAAUGAGCCUCAUCCUUUCAUCAUCUUCAUUCCUUCUUUAAGGUUUCAGGUUAUUGCAGAUGAAUGUAUAUUCAGUGAUUGUAUUUUUUUGACAUAUUGACUGCUCAAAUUAAGAAAUGCAAGAUAUUUCCAACCACUGACCUUUUGUUUUCCUUAAGCAUUUGUUCUGAUGACGUACACACAGAUUGCAUAAUUUUGUAGUUCAUGCAACACUGAAUGUUUUGCUCACUUGAAUCCUCCUGUUUUAGUUCUUCUCCAGUUCAAUAUUUUAGUGCUUGUUUUAGCAAUAAAAGCACAUGCAAGCCAACUGUUGCAGACAUGGAUAUGUAUAAAUGCUGGGAUUAAGCAUAAUGCAACAGAUUAAGCAUUGCAAAGAAAUGACAUGUUUGGAAAUGGAUUCAUUUAUGAAGCCACAAGUGCUCAUGUUCUACUCUUGUUAUAAUGCUGUAAUUUAAAUACUUUUGUACAUCAAAUUAUUGUUUUACGGCCGUUACUGUGUUAUAUUUGUAAAUAGGUUUGUUUUUCAGACCAUUCACAUUCUGAUACAUGAGUAAUUUCUAAUUUCCUCCUAAAAUCUUUGACAUGAAUUUAUAAAUAUAUAUAUUUCUAACAACCCUAAUGCACAUUUUGAUGAUUUUCUCUUUCUUCAGAAAUAUACUUCAUCCUGUUCAUAACUUCUACAUACCUGACAUUGAAUUAGAUGUCCUUUUUUUCUCUCUUUAAAACUGUUGUGAAAUGUUUUCAGGGUGGGCUGCUGUCAGUCGGCAGUAACAGCUGUACUUGCACAUUGGAUGUUUGUAAAUGUUGUAUCACAACAUAAUAAAUAGAUAUAUUCAGCAAAA